Molecule: messenger RNA, 1790 nt
Organism: Belonocnema kinseyi
Lineage: Eukaryota; Metazoa; Arthropoda; Insecta; Hymenoptera; Cynipidae
Product: zinc finger protein 706-like
Exons: 3
Coding region: 344-577 (77 amino acids)
Source: RefSeq, a predicted model, not a curated record
GGUCAGAGCACGAAAACGAUUUUUGAAGUCGGUCGCAUGUCUGAUCAUCAUCCACAUCCUUUUCCAUAAUUUUCUGAAAUUCCUAUAAUUGAAAAAGCCUGAAUUUUUCGUGAAUUAGAUCCCUCACGUGAUUUAAUGUCGAUUGCUAAAUUAACUCGGUAUUUUCCGCUUUUCUUAGAUUAACCUCGACGUCUCGCUUCUUGCCACCUUUCCCAAUCUUUCCGGACUCGUGGAGCGUGUGCAAGUCAACAUUAAAAAUCAAAAAAUUUCACGAGAUUUCUCUACAGCUUGGAUCGAGGUUCAAUUUCCAAGACAAUAAACGCUAUCAGGUUUAGCUUACAGAAUGGCUCGAGGACAACAAAAGAUCCAAUCGCAGGCCAAGGCAGCCGAAAAGGCGGCGAAAGUGAAAAAACAGCAGGGCCACAGUGCAACUGACCAGAAGAAAGCGGCACAGAAAGCGCUCGUUCAUGUCUGCAGUGUUUGCAAGGCACAAAUGCCAGAUCCAAAGACGUAUAAGCAGCACUUUGAAAACAAGCAUCCCAAGAAUGACUUGCCGGACGAUUUGAAGAAUAUAUGAGGAUAGAGCCUCUGACUCAAUUGAAGCAAAACAGGCGUGUAAAAAAAAUAAUGAGAUAAGAAUGCCAGUUCAUGCGAGUAACUGACAAAAGUGUGAUCUAGUGAUUAAUCAUCUUUAAACAGAAAAAUAAAUUCCAAUACUGCUUCCGCAGAAGCUUCGAAAAUUUUGUCGCACUCCAAGAUUAAAUUCUCGUGCACGACCCUCAAAUCGCAAAGGAAAAAUAUUCUCGCGUGAAUGAAUUAUUAUUUAUUUGUUUCUUGAAUCGACAAGGGCAGCUUAUUCCUCUUUUUCUUUUUUUUUUCACCGUAACGAAGUUGUUCGCAUGAACGGAUACUGUAUUUUGCUGAGUGAAAUUAGUGAAAAUUUAUGCAGAAAUUCCGAAAGGACUUAACCAAUAAGUAACGAAUAGUAGGUAAAUGAAUUGAGCAACUUGACUGAAUACCUGAAGACGUAGUGACUGUUUAAAGGAAAAAUGUUACACCGGAGUUGUCCCAUCAAACUGGUUGCAUAUACCCAUAGCUUUUUACAUUUUACGCCUUUGAAAUGCGGACUUUGAAAUUCGCGUUUGUUCGCUUACAGAUCUCUACGUUUGUCAAAACGGAUGCCUAUUUGCGUAUAAAUAUUGCCAGGCUGGGAUUUUACAAAUCACUUUUUAAGGAUUUGUAUUCCUCUAUUGUCGAUUUUCGAACUGUUUAAAGUUUAAACUACUGCCACAUUCGCUAGAUCUGUAAUAACUUUCUCUUUCGCAUACUCUGCUUAUCUCUGCUUUUCUUUCUAUUUCUACUUAGGAUACUUUUUUUCUAUAAAGAGAUUGACACAAGUGCUCAAGCUGAAGUAACACAGAAAUUUUCUUUUUUUUUUGUUUGUUUAAAUUUGUUUUAGUUGUGUUGUUUAUUUGAGGGAAGUGACGAAUUUAAUUCAUCGUUUAUAUUCGUAGGAAAAGCAAAUAGUACUUAAUAAGUUGACAACUAAUGAUUUUUUUGUUGAAUUUCUGUGAAUUACUUUUACAGUAUUAACUACAGAGACACCGAGUUUAAAAUCUAAAUUUCUUAGAUCUCGUAGAUAACUUCGCGAUUACACAGUUUAGAAUGAAUAUCUUAGAACUUCAUUAGCUUGGUAAGGUCGACGAAACUUUCUAAUAAAAUAUUUACCUGUGGGUUGAUUAUAUGCAUCAUGUACCUUGUGCUGCUCUAAUUAUAGAAUUUUACACCAG